Molecule: messenger RNA, 2623 nt
Organism: Taeniopygia guttata (zebra finch)
Lineage: Eukaryota; Metazoa; Chordata; Aves; Passeriformes; Estrildidae
Source: RefSeq, a predicted model, not a curated record
CCAAAAUCGCCAAAAUCGCCAAAACCCCCCUCAUGGAGUCCCUCCUGUCCCUCUCCGCCCGCCGCGUCGCCUCUCGCCCGCCGCUGCCGCCGCUGCCGCCCGACCUGUUCCCGGUGCUUUUCGGCGCCGCGCUGGCGACCAGGCGGCCGUUGGUGCUGCGGGAGCUGGUGAGCGCGUGGCCCUUCCCGGUGCUGCACCUGCAGCGCCUGCUGGGCCGGCAGGAGCUGCUGCGGGACCACCCCUGCAAGCUCUGCCUCCAGGCCGUCAUCCUGGCCGUGGUGGCGCAGCUGCGCCGGCAGCUGGAGGAGCCCGGACGCCGCUCCAGCCUCCGCGUGCUGGACAUGACCGGACUCCCGGACUCGGCGCCCGGCCGGACUCCAACCGGGAUGAGCGUCUGGUCCGGCACGGUGGCAUUGGCCAAGGCUUGCCUGGAGCUGUCCAAGCACCAACGGGAAUUCCAACGCCGCGGAUCCAAGCGGCACAAAGGCCGUUCCGGCACCGCCGCCGCCGCCGCGCCGCAACCGCCGGGCGUUGACGUCCACGCCGACCUCUUCGUCAACGGGACGUCCUACGGGAUCCUGCGCGACGCCCUCCGGAGCGGCGCCGCCGGCCCGCUGCGCCUCAAGUGCCGCGAGUUCCAAGCGGAAGAACUCUCGGCCGCCGGCAUCGCGGCGUUGUUGGAAUCCUUGGAUCCGGCGUUCCUACGGAGGGUGGAUCUCCGCUUCAACAAUUUGGGAUUGACCGGGCUGUCGGUGAUCCUGCCGCAUCUCUCGCGCUUCCCGCAGCUGCGCAGCCUCAAGCUGCAGUACAGCAACGUGGACGUGCGGCGCCCGACGCCGGAAUCGGCCAUCGGGAUCCGGUGCCUGGCCGGGCAGUUGGGAAUGCUGCCCAGCCUCCGCGAGCUCAACCUGGGAUCCUCCCGGCUCUCCGGGAACCUGCGCCAGAUCCUCUGCGACCUCCGGGCGCCGUUGGAAAGUUUGGAAUUGUCCUUCUGCUCGCUGCUCCCCGCCGACCUCGCCUUCCUCUCCCAAAGCUCCCACGCCGCGUCCCUCAAACGCUUGGACCUGAGCGGCCACGACUUCUCCCAGGGGCUGCUGGAGCCGCUGCGGCUGCUCCUGGAGGAGACCUCGGCCUCGCUGCUGCACCUGGAUCUCAUGGAAUGCCGCAUGGCCGACGCCCAACUGGCCGCGCUGCUGCCGACGCUGCGCCGCUGCCGCCGCCUGCGCUUCCUGGGCCUCUACGGCAACUCCCUGUCCACCGCCGCGCUCAAGGAUCUGCUGCGCCAAACCGUGGAGCUGCCGGAUCUCCGAUUGGUCGUUUAUCCCUUCCCGGCCGAUCGCGCCCCACCGGAGACGUCCGGUUGGAAUUCCGAGGAAUCGUCGGAUCUCGAGGAUGUUUCGGUCAAGGUCGACGCCGAGUUUGCCGGAAUGUUGGCGGAUUCUGGUAGAAGCGAUGUGGUUUGGACGUCCAACCCUUAUGGACACAAAGAUCUGGAUUUCUUCUCCUUGUGAGCCAAAAUCGCCGAAAUCGCCGAAAUCCGGACGUUCCUCACCUCGUUACGGUGUUUUUUCUGUUUGUUUUGGUGGUUUUCCACCUGGUUUUUGUAUUUUUCCCCUUUAUCCCGAUGGUUUUUGACUCAUUUUAGGAUUUUUCCCCCUUAUCCCAAUGUUUUUUGUCUCAUUUUGGGAUUUCUCCCCCUUAUCCCGAAGUUUUUUGUCUCAUUUUGGGAUUUUUCCCCCUUAUCCCAAUGGUUUUUUGUCUCAUUUUGGGAUUUUUUCCCCCUUAUCCCAAUUUUUCCCCUUUAUCCCAAUUUUUUUUUCCCUCAUCCCAAUAUUUUCCCACCUCAUCCCGAUGUUUUCUAUCCUAUUCUUGGAUGUUUCUAUCCCAUUUUAGGAUUUUUCCCCCCUCAUCCCAACGUUUUUUGUCUCAUUUUGGGAUUUCUCCCCCUGAUCCCGAUGUUUUUCCAGCCGAGUUCGCCGGAAUGUUGGCGGAUUCUGGUAGGACCGACGUGGUUUGGACGUCCAAUCCUUAUGGACACAAAGAUCUGGAUUUCUUCUCCUUGUGAGCCGAAAUCGCCGAAAUUUGGGCAUUCCUCGCCUCGUUCCGGUGUUUUUUCCGUUUAUUUUGGUGGUUUUGUGCCGUGUUUUUGUAUUUUUCACCUCUAUGCCGAUGGUUUUUGUCUCAUUUUGGGAUUUCUCUCCCUUAUCCCAAUGUUUUUCAUGCCUUAUCCUGAUAUUUUCCCCCUCAUCCCAAAGUUUUUUAAUCUCAUUUUGGGAUUUUCCCCCCUUAUCCCAAUUUUCCCCCCUUAUCCCAAUUUUUCCCCUUUAUCCCAAUAUUUGCCCCUCUCAUCCCAAAGUUUUCUCUAUAAUUUUAGGAUUUUCCCCCUUAUCCCGAAGUUUUUUGUCUCAUUUUGGGAUUUCUCCCCCUUAUCCCGAUAUUUUUCCAGCCUUAUCCCGAUAUUUUUCCCCUUUAUCCUAAAGUUUUUUAAUCUCAUUUUGGGAUUUUCCCCCCUUAUCCCAAUUUUUCCCCUUUAUCCCAGUAUUUUCCCACCUCAUCCCAAUGUUUUCUAUCCCAUUUUAGGAUUUUUCUGUCCCAUUUAAGGAUUUCUCCCCCUCAUACCAAA